AUGGAUUUGACCACGACUGAAUCACAGGAUGGAGAAGAGGACUGGCGAAAUAUUUCGGAUCCAAAACGGAGAAAGCGAGUGCAGAACCGCUUGUCUCAACGAAAACGGCGCCAGAGAUGUCGACAGUCAUACGAUGGCGAGGCUUCAAAAGGCUCUCAGCAAGCCUCCGGCCUAGGCGAGGCCUUUGAAGAUUUUGGCCUUGGUGAUAUGUCGGUCGAUCUAGCAUUCUCACCCAGCUCUCAGAAUGAUUAUGGCGACUCUUUUCGAAAUUCUGAGCCUGGGCUAGUGGAAGAUUUCCUCGUUCCAGACUCAUUCUCGGUCGAUGACUUUCAAAGAAGCUUCGACGCCCUUGACUCCCUGGAGACGGAGCAGCCACUGUCGAAAACAACUGUCGUGCCCCCCAGCCACGUUCAUUCUACAUGCUGUUGUGGCAAACCGCAUUUCGGUAGCGAUAGCAUCCUCGCAUCCAGCAGACGCCCCUCGCAAUCUCAUCUACCCUCGCUCCUUCUGGCUGAAACCCAAGAUAUUCGCUCCGUUCCAUGCAAUCAUACUGUUCCUCCAGCGGAGCCUCAGGCUUAUCCACUUGCAUCUCGCUUACCUUCAGAAUGUUGCCCCCGACGUGCGCAAAAUAUCGACAACAGGUCUGUCUCCAUGUCAGGAGUCUCUCAGAAGAUGCAGCGUACACCUAAAUCAGCGCGAGCCCAACUGAUGGAUAGAAUGAGGAGUGGCCAAUCAAGCGUACGUAGUGCCUCCUACGGCGGCGAUAGUCAAGGGCCGAUGUUCGAUGAUGGCGGCUGCGACCAUGUCGAAUGUCAACAAUACGGUCCAUCUUCUCCACGCCGGGAAGCCAGGACACAGUUUUCUAGACGCGAGAGCUCACACCCCUCGCAAUCAAGACUCACGACAUCUACCAACCAGGCUAUCUUGGCCGAACAUGGAAUCGAUCUCGUCGACAUUCUACGAGUUUCCUCACGCAACCGUCGACAAAGCCAGUCAGACGGGACUCUGCCACUCAACAAUAGCGUCUCGGGCCAACGCCAGCGCGUUACCAAAGUACUAAGUCAGUUAGCUAAACCUGAUAGGAUAGAGGAGGGAGAGGAGGGAGAAGAGGGAGAAGCUAGAUGUGACAAGAUUGUGAUCUUAUAUUUACGAGGUGACAGUGAAGAGGGUGACAACUGA
Messenger RNA from Mollisia scopiformis, 1179 nucleotides. RefSeq lists its product as uncharacterized. Bases 1 to 1179 code for a protein of 392 amino acids. Lineage: Eukaryota; Fungi; Ascomycota; Leotiomycetes; Helotiales; Mollisiaceae. The transcript has 2 exons. Gene Ontology annotation, biological process: regulation of DNA-templated transcription. The record is from RefSeq and is a predicted model, not a curated record. Gene Ontology annotation, molecular function: DNA-binding transcription factor activity.